AUGAGAGAAGACAAACACGUGGCUCAAGCCACAGAAGAUCAUCAUCAUCAGCGACAACAAAACCUAGCAAAGACAUGGAUCACCACCAAAAUCUACAUCUUCGUCCUCUUCAUCUUCCUCCUUUGUGCUUCUCUUUCUUGGAUAUUUACGUUUGUAUUAGGUGAAAGUAGAUUCCAAGUAACAUCAGUAUUCACUAGAAACACCAACAAAAGUGCUACCACAACAACAAAUAUCCCGAAGAUUAUCAUCAAGAUCCCAUUAAACUGCACACUCUUCCACAACAACACCACCCAAACAUGUCCUUCAAAUUAUCCCACCAAGUUCGAACCAGCGAUUUCUUCCUCAGAAACUUGUCCUGACUACUUCAGGUGGAUCCACCGAGACUUAAAGGUAUGGCAAAAGACAGGAAUCACAAGGGAUACACUAGAGAAAGCAAGACCACACGCUCAUUUCAGGGUGGUAAUAAAGUCAGGGAGAUUAUACGUUCAUCAAUACGAGAAAGCAUUUCAGACAAGGGAUGUGUUCACAAUUUGGGGAAUACUUCAACUUCUAAGAAUGUAUCCUGGUCAAAUCCCUGAUCUUGAGCUUCUCUUCCUCUGCCAUGACAAACCCGCCAUUUGGAAAAGAGACUUCAAAAAGGACACAUGGCCUCCUCCGCCGUUGUUUCACUAUUGCGGUCACCGGGAUGCAUACGACAUCGUGUUCCCUGAUUGGAGCUUCUGGGGUUGGCCAGAGCUGAAUAUAAAGGAGUGGAAUAAGUUAUCUGUGGCACUAAAAGAAGGCAACAGAAGGGUGAAAUGGGAAGAUAGAAUUCCGUACGCCUAUUGGAAAGGAAACCCUAAUGUUUCUCCACUAAGAGGAGAGCUCAUGAGAUGUAACUUCUCCGACAAGUAUGAUCCUAUGGUUCGUCUCUAUGCUCAGGAUUGGAGAAGUGAGAUUGAGAAGGGGUUUAGAGGAUCAAACCUAGAAGAUCAAUGCACUUAUAGAUAUAAGAUCUACGUAGAAGGGAAUGCAUGGUCGGUGAGCGAGAAAUAUAUACUUUCGUGUGAUAGCAUGACUCUGUUGGUUAAACCAGAGUACUAUGAUUUUUUCAUAAGAGGCAUGGUCCCAAUGAAGCAUUACUGGCCUAUUAGACGCAACAACAAGUGUCGUGACCUCAAAUUCGCUGUCGAAUGGGGUAACAACAACACCGAAAAGGCACAAGUCAUAGGGAGGCAAGGAAGUGAUUACAUGAUGCAGAAUCUAGAGAUGAAGUAUGUAUAUGACUACAUGUUAUAUGUGUUGCAAGGCUAUGGGAAACUGAUGAAGUUGGAUGUGACUGUACCUGAAAAUGCGACCGAAGUGUGUUCAGAGACGAUGGCUUGUCCGAUCACUGAUGGUGGACUGAUCAGGCAGUGUAUGGAUGAUUCGUUGGUUAUGUCUCCGAGCAUCAAGGCGGCUUGUAAUCUGCCAAAACCUUAUGGUGAUAAUGAGCUCAAAAGGAUUCUUAAGAAACAAGAGAGUGUAAAGAGAAGGGUUAGGAAGUGGACCGAUGAGUAUUGGAACGGGAGAAGUGGCAAAUAAGAUUAUUUUCUUUGAUCGUAAAAAUAUAAAUUGUAGCUUGCGAAUUUGGUUUGCAUUGUAUGAAUCAAAAUAUAAUCAAGUGUGUGUUCCAACAAAAGAAAAUCCAGUGUUGCUAAUCUA
This is a messenger RNA of Brassica oleracea var. oleracea, 1683 nucleotides long. RefSeq names its product O-glucosyltransferase rumi homolog. The coding region runs from base 1 to 1563 and encodes 520 amino acids. NCBI's taxonomy places the organism in Eukaryota, Viridiplantae, Streptophyta, Magnoliopsida, Brassicales, Brassicaceae. The record is from RefSeq and is a predicted model, not a curated record. The transcript has 6 exons.